Messenger RNA from Bacillus rossius redtenbacheri, 3624 nucleotides. It is a transcript of the gene Sarm, whose product is annotated as NAD(+) hydrolase sarm1. The transcript is spliced from 13 exons. Gene Ontology annotation, cellular component: dendrite. Lineage: Eukaryota; Metazoa; Arthropoda; Insecta; Phasmatodea; Bacillidae. Gene Ontology annotation, biological process: negative regulation of MyD88-independent toll-like receptor signaling pathway; response to axon injury; signal transduction. Bases 240 to 3488 code for a protein of 1082 amino acids. Gene Ontology annotation, molecular function: signaling adaptor activity; NAD+ nucleosidase activity; protein binding. The record is from RefSeq and is a predicted model, not a curated record.
AGUGUGGUAAUCCCUGUUCGUAAUCCCGACUCGGUCCAGCGCGGGUGGCAGCUUCAAUCCGGAGUCUGCGGACCUUAUUACGCAGCAGUGUUGCCACUAGUCGUUUCUUAAAAAAAAAGUGAUUUUCAUUUUUCGCACUGUGGUUUAAUUGAUUUGGUUGUUCCGUCGUCUAAAACAAGCCUGAAGAGUUCUUCCUCCAUUCGACCGCCUGAAACGAACGACGAAAGACGAACGACGUCAUGCCUUCUCAGACGGCUAAUUACAAGUUCUUCAUCGGCAAUCAGAUGUCCGACUUCCCGGUGGAGGGCGUGGAGGGCAGCGACAUGGCCGCCGUCAUGGAGAACUUCCAGAAGAAGAACUCGCUGGCGUCGCGGCAGCAGGUGUGCGCCUCCGCCUCGCAGCAGCAGCAGCAGCAGUUGCUGGCCAACAGCAGCAGCAGCACGACGUCCUCCUCGCGCGUCGCCAAGACCUCCUGCACGACCUCGUCGUCGUCGUCGUCGUCGUCGUCGUCGCAGCGCGUGCACCACGUCAGCGAGAUGAAGGCCUCGUCCAUGAAGUCCGACCUGUCCGAGCUCAAGUCCAGCAUCUCGGAGAUGAAGAACCUGUCGUCGGGCUCGGCCUUCUCGGGCGCGCGGCUGCGCGGCUCCCUGGAGGAGCUGGACCGCGAGGAUACCGGCGGGGGCGGCGAGGGCGACCCGGAGCCCCUGGUCACGUUCCCCGACCCCGACACGCCGCCGCCGCUGCCCGCCGCCGCCCCACCCCCGGCGCUGCUCAACGGCGCCGCCGCCUCCGCCGAGAUGCUCAAGUUCGAGCAGAAGCGCGUCACGUCGGCGCACAAGACCAAGGUGGUGACGGAGGCGUUCAGCUCGGAGCAGGCGAGCGCCAACUCGUCGGAGGUGAAGCGAGUGCAGGCGGGCGAGCUGAGCUUCCAGGAGCAGAGCGCCGCCAAGGCCGUGCGCGCGCGCCUCGAGCUGGACGGCGUGUCUGCGGAGCGGUCGCUGGCCGUGCAGCAGGAGCAGAGGUCGCUGAAGGCGGGCGAGAUCACGCAGCAGGAGAGCCAGAACAUGGCCGCCGCCAGCAUGAAGCUGCAGACCGAGUCCUUCAGCGCAGAGAAGAAGGCGAUGGCGGCCCAGCAGCAGCGGCAGACUGUCAGCUCGAGCGGCAUCUUCAACCAGGAGAAGCACGUCGCGGCGUCCAGCCAGUCCAACUUCACCAUCACCACCAAGGGCGUGUGCACCAAGUCGUCGCUCAUCUCGGCGGCCAAGCAGAUGAGCCACGUGAUGAACGGCGCCCUCAGGUCGUCGGAGGACGAGCUGCUGGGCCACGGCUUCGAGGACCUGGAGCGGCUGUCGGCCAGCUCGAGCCCGCAGGAGGUGGAGCGCGCCAUCCAGAAGUACUCGACGUGCCUGGAGUCCAUCGUGCGCAGCCUGCGCCGCGGCGGAGACCCCCGGCUGGCCGAGGUGCCGCUGGUGCUGAGCCGCCUCAACGAGAUGAUGCGCAAGGCGUGGGCGGUGCCGACGCACGGCCACACGCUGGGCUACUCGCUGUGCAACGUGCUGCGCUCCUGCGGCGGCCUGGACCUGCUCAUGGCCAACUGCGUGGCCGGCGACCCGGAGCUGCAGUUCGCCAGCGCGCAGCUGCUGGAGCAGUGCCUCACCACGGAGAACCGCGCGCACGUGGUGGAGAACGGCCUGGAGAAGGUGGUGAACGUGGCGUGCGUGUGCACCAAGAACGCCAACUCGGCCGAGUACUCGCGCACGGGCACGGGCAUCCUGGAGCACUUGUUCAAGCACAGCGAGGGCACGUGCAGCGACGUGAUCCGCCUGGGAGGCCUGGACGCCGUGCUGUUCGAGUGCCGCAAGAACGACGUGGAGACGCUGCGCCACUGCGCCGGGGCGCUCGCCAACCUCUCGCUGUACGGCGGCACGGAGAACCAGGAGGCCAUGAUCAAGAGGAAGGUGCCCGUGUGGCUGUUCCCGCUCGCCUUCCACCACGACGACAACAUCAAGUACUACGCGUGCCUCGCCAUCGCCGUGCUGGUCGCCAACAAGGAGAUCGAGGCGGCCGUGCUCAAGUCGGGCACGCUGGACCUCGUCGAGCCCUUCGUCACGUCGCACAACCCCUUCGAGUUCGCCAAGUCGAACCUGGCGCACGCGCACGGCCAGAGCAAGCACUGGCUGCAGCGGCUGGUGCCCGUGCUCAGCUCGAAGCGCGAGGAGGCGCGGAACCUGGCCGCGUUCCACUUCUGCAUGGAGGCGGGCAUCAAGAAGCAGCAGGGCAAGACGGAGAUCUUCAGCGAGAUCGGCGCCAUCGAGCCGCUCAAGAAGGUGGCCAGCUGCCCCAACGCCGUCGCUUCCAAGUACGCGGCCCAGGCGCUCAGGCUCAUCGGCGAGGAAGUGCCUCACAAGCUGAGCCAGCAGGUGCCGCUGUGGUCUUCCGAGGACGUCCGCGAAUGGGUCAAGCAGAUUGGCUUUGGUGAGUACGCCAACAACUUCGUGGAUAGCAGGGUGGACGGCGACCUACUGCUGCAGCUGACGGAGGAGAACUUGAAAGACGACAUUGGAAUUACAAACGGCAUCCGUCGAAGAAGGUUCACUCGCGAGCUGCAGAACCUCAAGAAGAUGGCGGACUACAGCAGCCGUGAUGCGGCCAACUUGAACACGUUCCUGCAGGCCAUUGGCCCCGAGUUCUCCAUCUACACCUACUCCAUGCUCAACGCCGGAGUCGACAAGGACUCCAUGCGGGGACUGACAGAGGACCAGCUGCUCAACGAAUGUGGGAUCCUCAACAGCAUCCACAGGCUACGGAUACUCGAUUCCAUAGGAGCCAUGAAGAGUAGGCUGACCAGCUCUCUGGAGGAGAACUUGGACAAAUCACUUGAUGUCUUCAUAAGUUACCGAAGGUCGAAUGGAUCUCAGCUAGCAAGCCUGCUGAAGGUGCACCUGCAAGUGCGGAACUUCUCUGUGUUCAUCGACGUGGAGCGGCUGGAGGCGGGCAAGUUCGACAACAACCUCCUGCAGAGCAUCCGGCAGGCGAGGCACUUCCUGCUGGUGCUCACGCCCAACGCCCUGGACCGAUGCAUCGGCGACGUCGACUGCAAGGACUGGGUGCACCGGGAAAUCGUGGCAGCUCUACAGUCGCAGUGCAACAUCAUCCCCAUAAUCGACAACUUCCAGUGGCCAGAGCCCGAGGAACUGCCAGAGGACAUGAGAGCCGUCUGCCACUUCAACGGCGUGAGGUGGAUCCACGACUACCAGGACGCGUGUGUGGACAAGCUGGAGAGGUUCAUGCGCGGCGAGAUGAACACGCGCGCCGACGGGCCGCUCGGCCGGAUCAUGACCAAGGGCGACGCCACGCCCGGGACGCCGUCGGGCAACGCCGGCAGCGUGGGGCGCCAGCCGCCCAGCUACCAGCGCAUGCACAGCAGCGAGAGCGGCAAGGGCAGCGACAAGGACGUGAACGGCAACUCGGGCGGAGGGCGGGACUGACUAGAUGGCCCCGCCUCCUCGGCCAAACACGCUAGGCUCCGACACUCGCAGAGUCCGUCCCGGCCCUGGCCGAGAGGCGCCGGCCGCCCCCCCGCCGCCCCAGCCGCCCCCGCCGGCCGGCGGCCCCCGGGCCUCG